UCUAACCCAACCUAUACAUUCAUAGUUUACAGUGCAAUUAUUAGAAUUUUUGAAAAAUUAUGUAGGAUCAUUAAGGUGCCCUCAUCAGUCGCCACUGCGUGUACCGGCUAGGUACGGCAUUGGAAGCAAGCUGUGACGUCAGCUGACGCAUGCGCGUAAAGCUCGCGCGCGCGAUAAAAUCUCAUGACUGCCCAACACUGCCAUCUAGUGAUCAAAUUCAGAAACAACAAUUUACUUUUCUUUUCAAGAUUAGAAUUUUUGGAACGAAUAGAAUAUUUUACAACCUUAAUUAAAUUGAAAUACCAUCAUAAUUCGUAAAAAGCACCAGAUGGAAAAUUGCAGAAAUUAGUGAGUCUCAAAACGCUGAGACCAUUACUCUCAGAACGAUGUUACGCUAUAUAGCGUCGAUAAAGUAUCGACUGCGGGUUACUAACAAACCGAUCGAGUAAUAUCGAAAACAUCUUACAUACGCAUCAACAAGUGAAUUUAAAUAAAUUCAUAAUUUCGCGCCACUCUACGAGAAGGAACAAAUAUUUGUUACUUAAUUGAAGUUAGUUGCACUCUCAUGUUCGAACUUACAAUUACGUUACUCUAAGUAGUAUAUCAACUAUUCUAUAAAGCAACCUUCAUAGAUAAGGUAUAUACAAUUGAUUGAUCAUUUUGUGUAUGUAUCCAUAGCAACUAAAGCAAUUGAACUCUGACAAAAAGGAGAUUCUUCGACACGGUAUUUUCUUUUGGUAUCAUGGAUACAAAUGAUUCAGAUGAUCGUGUUGCAAAAAGUGAGAAAAAAUCAUUACUCGAAAAAUAUGAUAUACCGGUAGAGCAUCUUUCUUACGAAUACAUUUCCGAAUGCAAAGAUGUAAAGAAAUUGGAGCGGAUAGUAACUAUACUUCGUUCCGGUCAAGAGGGAUAUUAUCCGGAUUUAACGAAAUGCGCGGAGGAACGUUUAACUCUUCUCAACCCAACAAGUAUAAUAUUAAGAAAAUCCGAGCCUAUUCUCAGACGAAACAUGUUAGAUCCCAGUAAAUGUACAGAAAUCGACAAAGACAUCAGUGCCUGGAUGUCUGAAAUGCAAUCUCGGGAAAAAGAUUUGGAGGAAGGAAAAGCUACCUUGAUGGAUCCUCUUCCUCAACCAGAAAUCAGACAAUUUAAAGAACCUGAUCAGAAAUCUGUAGCAAUAAAUUCAAAGAAUACUAACAAAAGUAAACGAAUUUCUUCAUGCGACUAUGAUGCCUGGGAUAAGUACGAUGUCGAUACCGAAUUAAAUAAAAUAGAUAUACGGGACGAUCAGCAACGAAUCGACGCUAAGAGAUUUCAGCGGAAACAGAACGAAAUAGCUGAGAAAAAAAGACUCGAAAAAAAUACACUCAUUGACAAAACAUCAUUGACCGGUACUGAAUUGAACGUGAUGGCAGAGCAAGAGAAAGAAAAAGGAAACGAAGCGUUUAGAGCUGGCGAUUACGAAGAAGCUCUGGAGCAUUAUAACUCGAGUAUAAAAAUGAAUUCGAAUAUAACUGCGUACAAUAAUCGUGCAAUGACGUAUAUUAAACUGCAACGUUACAAAGAUGCGCUCAACGACUGCAACGUAGUACUCGGCAUAGAACAUAACAACGUCAAAGCUAUACUUCGUCGUGCAGUGUCUUUGGAACAUCUCGAAAAAUCGUCACAGGCGUUAGUAGAUUACGAGGCUGUUUUGAAAUUGGAACCCACCAAUGCAAUGGCGAUAGCUGGAGUGAAGAAGUUAAGAAAACCUUGUGAAUCUAGAAAAGUAAGGUAUGGUAAAAAGAAUAUAUUUUCUAGCUGGAACUGUAUGUUUAUGCUUGAUACUUGCAGAAUAGCAAUAGAGGAAGAAACGGAUGACAGGGAUGAAAAAUUGAAAUCUUGUAAAAGCGAGCAGUUGAAAGAAAGAAUGAAUUUAGAGAAGAACAUAUGUUUCUGCGAUAGAGCGCCAGGUCCUUCUCAAAAUUUAGUACCCAGACCGCACAUAAAAGCGGACUACUGUCUCGAAAACGAAAAGAAGAUCAAAAAUAAUGUUCCGAAAAAAUCUGAAACUGACUAUAGUAAUAACAUAGCGAGACCAAUUAAAACUCUGGAUUCGAAUAAUCGUUCUAAUAUACAGAUAAAGAACGAUUCGUAUCAAACAACAAAGCCGAGAUCAAUUUUUUCUUGCACGACGCCUUCUAAACGUGCUAAUUCAGUUCUUAUCAAAGAAAUACCUAAAGAAUCUAGCGAUAGUAAUUCCAGUAACGUAAAAAGUAAUUCAAACCAGAUAAAUAAGCCUAAAAUGAUCAAGGAUAAUAACAAACGCGAUAAAAAGAAGAUAAGCGAAUCAAAUAUUAGAGAUCUAAACAAAGAUUUUGAGGAAAAUUUUAAUAUGAAUAGAAAACAUCACACGAAAUGGUCGCCGGGAAAAAUAAAAGUAGCCGAUAAGUAUACGAAUAAAACUAGUAAAGAGGAGAAAUGCGUUCCAAAGACUUUUAAUAACAUCGAAAAUGCUUACGACUUUAUGCGCGCAUGGAAAUCACUAAAAAAUGAUACCGACUUAAAAGUACAUGCUCAGUUACUGCGUUCAUUGAAUGUCGAUAAAUUAAGUUCAGUUUUAGGAAAUGAACUGGACGGUGAUACGUUUAGCACAAUUUUGCAUUGUUUAGAACAACAUUUUUGCUCAACCAACGACACUGAGAUACUUAACAAGUUUUUAAAAUCAUUCAGUCAAGUAAAACGUUUUUCCAUUAUAAAUAUGUUUAUGAACGCCGAAGACAAACAAGCGGUAAAAAAUAUACUGAACUUCUUGGAAGAGCAUGGAACAUCAGAGAUUUCGUCUUUACGACAAAUUUAUUGCAUCUGAGAAUAGUAUACAUGUUCUUGAAUUUUGUAACAACAAGUAUCAAUUUUAUUCACACCUGUAAUGCUAAGAAAAUGCCCUAUAAGUUAAUGAUUUAAUUUGAUAUAUAACAAUAAGCAAUAUACACGUAUUCCAUUUAUUUGAAGAAAAAUGUUAUUUGAUUGAGUAAACAUUCAGAAUGUGCUUGUUUCCCAAUUAAACUAGAUUUAUUUGGUGACAUUCGAUAAUCUCACUAGAUGAUGAGAUAUUCAUUCUACAUAUUUUAUGAUCUAUGGUACUCCGCAUGCGCUCUGAUAAUUGUAUGAUCGUGAUAUGGGGAACGUAUACCUAUCAGAUACUUUUAUGAUUUUUUAUUCUUGCUGAUUGCAGCACAUCCUGUUAAUUAGUCCGAGUAUCUAUUUCCCAUACAUUUUCCGAAUAUCUGGCAAAAAUUUACUUCAUUUUAUACACUUGCAACCUUACUGUCACUCCCUGCUCGUCCAUUUUUCUCUACCAUG
Messenger RNA from Megachile rotundata (alfalfa leafcutting bee), 3342 nucleotides. RefSeq names its product Spag1 axonemal dynein assembly factor (gene Spag1). NCBI's taxonomy places the organism in Eukaryota, Metazoa, Arthropoda, Insecta, Hymenoptera, Megachilidae. Gene Ontology annotation, molecular function: heat shock protein binding. Gene Ontology annotation, cellular component: mitochondrion; cytosol. The record is from RefSeq and is a predicted model, not a curated record.